AUGCAGCCAUUCAUUGCUGCAAUGCUCAAGGUACGACAGGCCUUCUACGCUGCCAUUAUCAGGAGUUUGCUGAGGACGAAGUCUGUCCUCCAAACCAUCCUGAAUAUCUGGAUUGCGCCUUCGAUUAUCAAGAACAAGAAUGUUGACCAGAAUGGCGAUAUUGGUGGGGGAAAGAAGAAGAUGUAUGCGGAAUUCAUAACGAAUGUUGAGACCGCUUUUGGAGAGUCCAGGGAGAAGUCGAGGCUGGUGGCCUUGUCUGAUGGGCUGAGGGCUCAAUUUGGGGAGAGUUUAUUGGACAAUCCGAUGAAUAUGCUCCCGUCGUACAACCAUCAACUUCCCACGGGAGAUGAAUGUGGGACCUAUCUCGCUCUCGAUGUUGGGGGAUCCACUUUUAGGGUUGCUUUGAUUGAGCUUUCCGGGCGUGGAUGUGUCGGGCAGGAGACUACGAUAUUGAAAAUAGAUUCUUACAAAAUCUUAGGUGCUGUGAGGCAGCUAAAGGGUGUUUUGUUUUUCGACUGGAUGGCUGAGCGCAUUUCACAGACUCUGUCAGGUCAGGAUGAAGGCCAUGAUAUGUCCAGCGCUCCUCUAUCUAUGGGAAUGUCAUGGUCAUUUCCAAUUGAGCAAACCUCACUUCGAAGUGGACUUCUCUUGGGUAUGGGUAAAGGCUUUCUUGCAGCUCAUGGUCUUCUUGGAAAAGAUCUUGGAGAUAUCAUUCAAGAUUCAUGCUCCAGGAAGGGUCUCAACGUUCAAUUGAACGCUAUCGUCAACGACUCUUCGGCAACUCUGCUCUCCAAGGCAUAUUUAGACCAGACUACCCGCUUUGCGCUCAUUGUGGGCACUGGACUAAACGCUGCUGUGCAUCUCCCAGUACACAUGUUCUCUCCUCCCAAAUUCGGCGUUCGACCUGAUAGCUGGCACGAUGCAGCCAAACAUGUCAUCGUCAACACAGAGCUCUCCAUGUUUGGCGCUGGCAUCCUACCGGAAACGAAAUGGGACGAAAGACUGAGGGCUAGUCAUCCUAUGCCCGACUUUCAACCAAUGGAGUAUUUCGUCAGUGGGGGGUACUUGGGAGAGAUUGUUCGCUUGGUUUUGGUCGAUGGUAUCCAGACAGCAGGAUUUUUUGGAGGCAUCGUACCUCCCAGCCUGAGAGAGCAAUACUCCUUGGACACUGAGACUAUUUCUCAUAUUGAAUCCGACCAAAGCACAUCGCUCUCCUCCGCGCGAAAAAUUUUCCUCUCUCGACACCCAACAUCCUACCCGCCUACACAAGAGGACAUGCAAGCUAUUCGCCUCAUCGCGUCGCAUAUCACUUACCGAGCAAGUGGCAUUCUCGCAGCCGGCACCCACGCGCUGUGGCAACUGCGCAACGAAGCCGAGUCGAUCCCUGCAGACGAAUCCUCACAUACGCUGGUAGCAUAUAACGGGUCAGUGCUCGAGAACUACCCGGGGUUCAGGGCGACAUGCCAGGAGCAACUCGACGCGUUGGUUGAGGCGACGGGCGCAAAGAGAGGGGUCGUAGAAUUAAUGUAUGCGGAAGAGAGCAGUCUUCUUGGAGCGGCGGUUGCGGUAGCAUGUUCUAGUGGGUAG
This is a messenger RNA of Lachnellula hyalina, 1587 nucleotides long. RefSeq names its product Hexokinase-1. Gene Ontology annotation, cellular component: mitochondrion; cytosol. The transcript is spliced from 3 exons. Gene Ontology annotation, molecular function: fructokinase activity; mannokinase activity; D-glucose binding. Gene Ontology annotation, biological process: intracellular glucose homeostasis; glycolytic process; glucose 6-phosphate metabolic process. The record is from RefSeq and is a predicted model, not a curated record. Lineage: Eukaryota; Fungi; Ascomycota; Leotiomycetes; Helotiales; Lachnaceae. Bases 1 to 1587 code for a protein of 528 amino acids.